Soboliphyme baturini is the source of this 444-nucleotide messenger RNA. The record is from the annotation of a GenBank genome assembly. Lineage: Eukaryota; Metazoa; Nematoda; Enoplea; Dioctophymatida; Soboliphymatidae.
AUGGAGUACCAUACGAAGAUCCGGCGGCAGAAGCAACCGAAGAAUCAAAUAGGAAACAAUAACGCACGACGGCUUGAACAGAUCCCAGUGAUGACACCUGAUGUGGAAACCGGAUGGCAGCUCUUUAAGAGCGACAUAUUCGAGCUGCUGCCAAAUGCCGCGGAUAUAGACGGGUUAGCCUGCUAUCUGGAGGUCAGAAAAAAUCUUCGGUGGACACGAGAGUGUCCAAUUAAACGCGCUUUUCUGAAACAAGAGGUGGAAUGCGAGUUCGUUGCGGUUCGUCUGAGGACCAGAUCAAGAGAUACGACGAUCGGCGCCUUUCCGAUGAAAAACACCGUCGCCCUUGCGCCCUCGACGUCAGGCCAUGGACCGCACAGAAUCGAGUUGGCUAGCGCCCUCGCUACUCGCCAUGGUCAGAAUCCAUUGGCGAUCGAUUCGGACUGA